Molecule: messenger RNA, 1217 nt
Organism: Echinops telfairi (small Madagascar hedgehog)
Lineage: Eukaryota; Metazoa; Chordata; Mammalia; Afrosoricida; Tenrecidae
Gene: HAAO
Product: 3-hydroxyanthranilate 3,4-dioxygenase
Exons: 10
Coding region: 36-896 (286 amino acids)
Biological process (GO): quinolinate metabolic process; 'de novo' NAD+ biosynthetic process from L-tryptophan
Cellular component (GO): cytoplasm
Molecular function (GO): iron ion binding; 3-hydroxyanthranilate 3,4-dioxygenase activity
Source: RefSeq, a predicted model, not a curated record
GAGCUGGAGAAGACCGCGCGGCGCUCCCGGGGACCAUGGAAGGGCCCGUGAGAGUGAAAACCUGGGUGGAAGGAAACCGCACCUCCUUCCUGCCCCCAGUCUGCAACAAGCUCCUGCACCAGGAGCAGCUCAAAGUCAUGUUUGUCGGGGGCCCCAACACCAGGAAGGACUAUCACAUCGAAGAGGGGGAGGAGGUGUUUUACCAGCUGGAAGGUGACAUGGUUCUCCAAGUCCUUGAGCAAGGCAGACACCGAGACGUGGUCAUUCGGCAGGGAGAGAUAUUCCUUCUGCCUGCGGGGGUCCCCCACUCACCGCAGAGGUUUGCCAACACGGUGGGGUUGGUGAUAGAGCGGAGGCGGCUGCGAACCGAGCUGGAUGGGCUCAGGUACUACGUGGGAGACACCACGGACGUCCUGUUUGAGAAGUGGUUCUACUGUGAGGACCUCGGCACACAGUUGGUGCCCAUCAUCCAGGAGUUCUUCAGCUCUGAGCAGUACAGAACCGGAAAACCCAUUCCUGACCAGCUGCUCAAGGAGCCGCCGUUCCCCCUGAGCACACGGUCCAUCAUGGAGCCCAUAGACCUGGACGCUUGGCUGGAUGGCCACCGCCAAGAGCUGCAGGCCGGUGCAUCCCUCAGCCUGUUCGGGAACACAUACGAGACCCAGGUGGUGGCCCACGGACAAGGCAGCAACAAAGGCCUGAGACGGAAUGUGGACACGUGGCUGUGGCAACUGGAGGGCUCCUCCAUGGUGACAAUGGGGGGACAGCGCCUAAGCCUGGCCCCUGAUGACAGCCUCCUGGUGCCAGCAGGGACAUCGUACAUGUGGGAGCGUGCAGAAGGCUCCAUGGCUCUGUCUGUGACCCAGGACCCCACCUGCAAGAAGCCCCUGGGGUGAGGGAUCUCUACCCCUAUAGGAUGGACGUGUGCCCCAUCUGUGCCAAGUAACUCUGCCAGCCCCCACUGCUUCUCCAUGCCCCUCCAAGUCACAUGCAACCACAGGGAGACCAGGCCUGGAUGCCGCUGUCACUCAGCUUUCUGCUGUGCCCCUUUUCCUCCAGCAGCCCUCAGCAGCCCGAUGUCCCACCUCCCUCCCAGCUGGGGGCUCUGUCCCCAGCCUGUCUGGUUGUUGUUACUGCCCCUCUGCCCACCAGGCUCCGGACAGCACCUCACAGCCAUGGGGUGGGGAGGCGGCAAUAAAAGCUUCCUGGGAAAUGAA